Molecule: messenger RNA, 1650 nt
Organism: Vitis riparia (riverbank grape)
Lineage: Eukaryota; Viridiplantae; Streptophyta; Magnoliopsida; Vitales; Vitaceae
Product: ribosomal RNA small subunit methyltransferase, mitochondrial
Exons: 2
Coding region: 21-1172 (383 amino acids)
Biological process (GO): rRNA methylation
Cellular component (GO): mitochondrial matrix
Molecular function (GO): rRNA (adenine-N6,N6-)-dimethyltransferase activity
Source: RefSeq, a predicted model, not a curated record
UUUGGGAGACGAAGGCCACAAUGCACGGCCCAAGUCAUUUCCUGCGCCACCUCACGGGAUUCCUUCUCCGGCGGCACCUUCUCCACACAAAACCCGGUCGUCGGUACGUUCCCAGAAACGACGACGUCCAGAAGAAAGACAAUGGAGAAAAGCACAUGUUUCUAUACAAGAGUUGGGGUCAACACGUCCUAACCAACCCAAGGGUUCUCGACACCAUCGUUCGAAAAUCAAAUAUAAAGCCCACAGAUACCGUCCUUGAGAUCGGACCCGGCACUGGAAAUCUCACUCUAAGGCUUCUUCAAGCAGCACAAAGGGUCGUUGCAGUUGAGUUGGAUGCUAGAAUGGUGGAAAUUCUCCGUAAACGUGUUGCUGAACAUGGUCUUGAAGAUCAGCUCACUGUUAUAUGUAAAGAUGCAUUGAAGACGGAUUUUCCUCAGUUUGAUCUUGUUGUGGCCAACAUCCCGUAUGGAAUAUCUUCGCCUCUGGUGGCUAAAUUGGUAUUCGGGGCGAACCCAUUUCGAAGCGCCACGCUUCUCCUUCAAAAAGAGUUCGCACGGCGGCUGUUGGCUAACCCCGGCGACUCAGAGUUCAACCGUCUGGCUGUGAAUGUGAAGUUGGUGGCUGAAGUUGAGUUUGUUAUGGAUGUAAGCAAGAGGGACUUUCUUCCAUGUCCAAAAGUUGACUCUUCCGUGGUUACAAUACGUCCGAAAGCCGAAGUUCCGGAUGUGGAUUUGAAUGAAUGGUGUGCUUUCACGAGAACGUGUUUUAGUAAGAAGAAUAAGACAUUGGGUGCAACGUUUAAGCAUAAGAGAAGGGUGAUGGAGCUUUGGAGAUUGUCCAAUUUGAGGGGUUCAGAGACAGGAAAUGCAGUCAGUGGGUGCAAUUAUGAUUGUAGUUAUGAUGAAGAUAAAGAAGAGGAAGAAGGGAAUGAGAGUGAUGAAGGGAAUGGUGAUCCAUAUCCCGGGUCAGAAAUGGAGAUGAGUCUGUUCAAAGAGAAGAUAAAUGGGGUUCUGAAAUUAGGUGGGUUUGAUGAUAAGAGGCCUGCAAAACUGUCUGGGAAGGAGCUGCUGCAACUGCUUUCCUUAUUCAAUCAAGCUGGAAUCCAUUUUCAUGAUCAAGCAAAGCCAAGGAAUGCAGACAAUAUAGCUGUUGCGGCUUCUUACAGCACAUAGCAGUUCCACCUUCUUGUACUAUCCAUACCAUGUGGGUGGAUUUUAUUGAUAGAUUGCCCUGCUCAAGUGCAAAUUCGCAUCUGGGUGGAUUCACCUAUCUUACAUCAUCUUACUAGGAAGAUGUGGAGAGAAAGUUGCCUUGCUUUUUGCAGCAGUUUGGGCUUUGUUUAGGAAUUUUUAAGACUAGAUAAGUGGGAAAUAUGUUAGCAGCCGCCAACAGUACCUAUGUUAAAGCUGGACGGCAUCCUGUAGCAGCAGCUAAUCUGCUACUGUUAAGCUUUCGCCGGAAAUCUCAUAUAGCAUGGCGGAAAAGAUUACCAGAUGCGGUCCACUUCAAUACAAUAUUAUCACAGGAGAUUUAGGUCCCAAUGGGAACCUACUUCUGAAUUCUUUUAAGGGCUAUAUUUGGAACUAUUCUCAAUAACAAUUUUUCUGUUUUUGAAAAUAAAAGAACAUAUGAAAACAUGUUUGGCUGUUA